AUGUCUCCAUCGCAGUCUUCCAUACCUACCUCCCCAUCAUCCCUCAUCCACUCUAUCCAACAAAAUUGGUCUCUUGAGACCUCUACCUCAAUCCUUCCCCAAUCCCUCCUUUCCAACGAUACAUCUACACAAAUCCCCCUCCCCCUUCUACAUGCCCUGGAUACUCUCUCAUCUCUGACUCCCGACCAGCCGGACCGCGCAUAUAGUUUGCUGAACACUUAUUUCCACGCGCGCAUCCGGCAAGGGUCAUACAGAGGGACACAAGGAGCGAUAGUCGCAGGGCUAGAAGUGGAUGAUGUAGAAGCGGCAUGUGACAGUGUGAGAAGGAUGAUGAGGGGGAAGGAGAUGCAGGGUGUAACUAGUGAGACAGAAAAGGGAAAAGGAAAGAGGAAGUACAGUAUUCGACAGGAACGAGAGGAUGGUGACGAUGACGAGAAUGACACCAUGGUGUCCAAGACUCAAAAGCUAUCCUACGAGUAUACCAGCAGCGCAGUCGACGACAAAUUUCACGCCCUCCCAUCACCAUCCCUGACCGUCUCCACUGCUACGAUAGAAAAGGAACAAGACAACACAGCUACGGCCCUCGCACCCGUAACACCACGCACAAAACGCCUCAUCCACCUCCCACCAAUCCGCACAUCCCAUAUCACUACGCCCAUCACCGCCUCCCUACCCUCGGCACACACAACAAGUUUCACCCCCUUGUUCAACUCUUUGAAACAAGAAGUCGGAUACACAUAUACCCCACCGCCGAUAGUGUAUACCCCGCAUCCUUCCCACACUCCGAAUCCCAAUCGUCCUUACUACAGACCACAACAACAACAGCGACAGCCAAUUCCCCAACAUCACCAUUACCCCACCACCGAAGAAAUCAUGAGAGAAAGGAAGCGCGAGCAAAUACUCCAAGCCGCUCAACGCGCAACCCACAAUUUCAACGUCUUGAGGCGGGACACGGAGCGCUUGGGUCGUGCGUACGAGGAAGCAAGGGGUAGGUGUGAGGAGGUGAGAGGCAGGAUGGAGGGGCUCUGGUGGAGGGCUGGGUGGAGAGGAUGA
Molecule: messenger RNA, 1053 nt
Organism: Pyrenophora tritici-repentis Pt-1C-BFP
Lineage: Eukaryota; Fungi; Ascomycota; Dothideomycetes; Pleosporales; Pleosporaceae
Product: Tymo-45kd-70kd multi-domain protein
Source: RefSeq, a predicted model, not a curated record